AUGGUGUUUCAGACGGUCGAGUUCGACCCUAUGUGUGACAAAGAGAAUCCUCAAAUAAUAACUUUUGAGGACGUAUCAGCAGCAGCCUAUAGAAUCCAGAGUGGGAUUAUAAAAACGCCAUGCGUGAAAUCUCACAUGUCAUCAAUUUUUGGGAUGGAUAUUUAUCUCAAAAAUGAUUUUCUGCAACACACUGGCAGUUUCAAAGAACGAGGGGCUCGUAACGCCUUACUUCUACUAUCUUCAGAGGCGAAAUCACGUGGUGUUAUAUCAGCUUCACUCGGGAACCACUCCCAGGGUCUCAGCUACCACGCACAACAACUGAACAUACCAGCCACUGUGGUCAUGCCAAAUGUAGCGCCCAUCAUGAAAAUACAGAACUGCCGUUCGUAUGGGGCGAAUGUCGUCAUUCAUGGACAUGAUAUGAAGGAAGCGAAAUACCAUGCUAUGAUGCUAGCCAAGGAAAGAGGUCUCACAUAUAUUAAUGGCUACGAUCACCCCCACAUAAUGGCUGGUCAAGGAACCGUGGGUUUGGAGAUAUUGGAGCAAGUUCCUGAUGUAGACGCCGUCAUAGUCCCUGUGGGUGGAGGAGGUCUACUUGCAGGAGUAGCGACAGCCAUUAAGAAUAUGAAACCUCAUGUUCUUAUAUACGGUGCGGAAACCGAGAAAUGUCCAAGCAUGAAGAUGGCUGUCAAACAUGAACAGCCAGUGUGCGUCAACAUUAGGUCCACGCUGGCAGACGGGCUCGCUGUACCAACAGUUGGAUACAACGCGUUCAAAACAUCGAAAAGACUCAUGGAUAGAAUGAUAACAGUAAACGAGGAUUGGAUUGCUCGCGCGAUCCUGCGUUUGGUUGAACAAGAAAAAUAUGUCGUGGAGGGAGGCGGGGCUGUCGGUGUGGCUGUCAUUAUGGCUGGGCUCGUGCCUGAGUUGAUUGGGAAGAAGGUGGUGUGUAUUCUAUCUGGUGGUAACAUCGACACCACAAUCCUCGGUCGUUGUUUGGAGCGAGGUCUGGCCGCGGAACAGAGGCUUGUUAAAUUCAAAGUGACCGUCAGCGACAGACCGGGCGGCAUCGCUGAACUAUGCAAACUAAUCUCCUCUAUAGGAGUAUCUAUCAAAGAUAUAAUGCAGGAACGAGCUUGGGUCUUUGGCGACAUAUUUAGCGUUAGGGUGAAAGUCGUUUGUGAAACCAGAGGUCCAGAACAUUUGGAGGAACUGGAAAAAAUGAUAACGGACACAUAUAAAGAGUGGAACUUCUCCAGAGAUUGUGAAGAAUUUGACAGAAAUGAUAGAAGAUUAAGCACCUUCUCUAUCGAUGAAGUUUCAAAUUAA
Molecule: messenger RNA, 1329 nt
Organism: Danaus chrysippus (African queen)
Lineage: Eukaryota; Metazoa; Arthropoda; Insecta; Lepidoptera; Nymphalidae
Source: the annotation of a GenBank genome assembly